This is a messenger RNA of Protopolystoma xenopodis, 504 nucleotides long. The record is from the annotation of a GenBank genome assembly. NCBI's taxonomy places the organism in Eukaryota, Metazoa, Platyhelminthes, Monogenea, Polystomatidea, Polystomatidae.
AUGUAUCACACUGCCUUGUUUAAAGACGGCGCUGAAGUAUUGCGAACCGUGUUGCGUCAAUUACAACCGCCUCCCACGGGGAUUGCUCAGACGCAACCGUCGGUUCGUCCGCCUUCAAGACCCACCGUCUACCCGAAGGCGUCGCCUUCUUCCUUGGCAUCUCCAUCCUCCUCCAUCUCAACCGGCGCAUCCGCUUCCGCUUUUGCCUCAGAGGCCGCAUCUUUCCUCCCUACAGCAGGCCCGUCAGGGGCCUCUCCGCGACAGCGACCGCCAGUGACAGACAAUGCUCCUGCUAACUUGUGCUCGCCUCGACAUCAGCCGGCCUUCAACUCAAGACAGCUUCUCCCGCUGUUGCAUAAGGUGGGUACAUUACCAGUCUUCCCACAUCAGCGCCGGGGCAGCUCUGCCCAUUCUUGGCUCGAGCGAAGUGCAGACAAGUACGCCGACUUGGACCGCUUUCCAGACCGGCUUGGCCGCAUUAGGCAGCGGGUAUUCUUUGAGUGA